Trichoderma reesei QM6a is the source of this 1167-nucleotide messenger RNA. RefSeq names its product serine protease. The coding region runs from base 1 to 1167 and encodes 388 amino acids. The transcript has 3 exons. Gene Ontology annotation, biological process: proteolysis. Gene Ontology annotation, molecular function: serine-type endopeptidase activity. Lineage: Eukaryota; Fungi; Ascomycota; Sordariomycetes; Hypocreales; Hypocreaceae. The record is from RefSeq and is a predicted model, not a curated record.
AUGGCCUGGUUGAAAAAGCUGGCCCUCGUCUUGUUGGCAAUCGUGCCAUAUGCCACGGCUUCUCCGGCCCUCAGCCCCAGGUCCCGUGAGAUUCUGAGCCUCGAAGAUCUCGAAUCCGAGGACAAGUACGUCAUCGGCCUGAAGCAGGGCCUGUCGCCCACGGACUUGAAGAAGCAUCUACUGCGCGUCUCCGCCGUCCAAUAUCGCAACAAGAACAGCACGUUCGAAGGCGGCACUGGCGUCAAGAGGACGUAUGCCAUCGGCGACUACCGGGCAUACACUGCCGUCCUCGAUCGAGACACGGUUCGAGAGAUUUGGAACGAUACUCUUGAGAAGCCGCCCUGGGGCCUUGCAACGCUCUCGAACAAGAAGCCACACGGAUUCCUGUACCGCUACGACAAGAGCGCGGGCGAGGGAACCUUUGCCUACGUGCUGGACACGGGCAUCAACUCCAAGCACGUGGACUUUGAGGGCCGCGCCUACAUGGGGUUCAGUCCGCCCAAGACGGAGCCGACGGACAUUAACGGACACGGGACUCAUGUUGCGGGCAUCAUCGGCGGCAAGACCUUUGGCGUGGCCAAGAAGACGCAGCUCAUCGGCGUCAAGGUGUUUCUGGAUGAUGAGGCGACGACGUCGACGCUGAUGGAGGGGCUCGAGUGGGCAGUCAAUGACAUUACGACAAAGGGCCGCCAGGGCCGUUCUGUCAUUAACAUGUCUCUUGGAGGACCCUAUUCGCAAGCGUUGAACGACGCCAUCGACCACAUCGCCGACAUGGGGAUCCUCCCGGUUGCUGCUGCGGGAAACAAGGGCAUUCCGGCCACGUUCAUCUCGCCCGCUUCCGCCGACAAGGCGAUGACGGUGGGCGCCAUCAACUCGGACUGGCAAGAGACCAACUUUUCCAACUUUGGCCCCCAGGUCAACAUUUUGGCGCCCGGAGAAGACGUCUUGUCGGCGUAUGUGAGCACAAACACGGCGACGCGCGUGCUAUCGGGCACUUCGAUGGCGGCGCCUCACGUUGCCGGACUGGCGCUGUACCUGAUGGCGUUGGAGGAGUUUGACUCGACGCAGAAGCUGACGGACCGCAUAUUGCAGCUGGGGAUGAAAAACAAGGUGGUCAACCUGAUGACGGACUCGCCCAACCUGAUUAUUCACAACAAUGUCAAAUGA